Messenger RNA from Anarrhichthys ocellatus (wolf-eel), 978 nucleotides. Its product is annotated as ovarian cancer G-protein coupled receptor 1-like. The record is from RefSeq and is a predicted model, not a curated record. The transcript has a single exon. NCBI's taxonomy places the organism in Eukaryota, Metazoa, Chordata, Actinopteri, Perciformes, Anarhichadidae. Bases 1 to 978 code for a protein of 325 amino acids. Gene Ontology annotation, biological process: G protein-coupled receptor signaling pathway. Gene Ontology annotation, molecular function: G protein-coupled receptor activity. Gene Ontology annotation, cellular component: membrane.
AUGCUCUCGGCUCUGCUCAACCAGACGAACAGGAGUACAUCUACCUCCUGCAUCAUGGAGACCUCAGUCGAAAAGAGCAUGUAUCCAGCUGUCUAUUCUCUGUUUUUUAUCGUGGGCUUUCCGGCCAACUGCCUGACUCUGUAUGUAGCCUGGAUGCUGAUGAGGAAUGGGAACAACAUAGCGGUCUACCUCUUCAGCCUGUCCAUCUCUGACCUGCUCUACACAAUUUCUCUGCCUGUGUGGAUUGAGCUGGCCCUGCAGAGGCCUGUGCGUCAUCUCUGCAGUUUAGUGGCUGUGAUCAUGUACAACAGCUUUUACGUCGGCUCAGGCCUCCUUUGCUGCAUCUCUGUUGAUCGCUAUCUGGCAGUGGUCUAUCCUCUCCACUUUCACUGGGUUCGAGAGAUGCAGACAGCUGCCGUUGUGUGUAUUGGUGUUUGGAGUUUGGAGAUUGCCAUCCAUAUCAUCUUGUUUAACCAUACGGUGGCGCUGCAAGCUUUCUCCUCCAGAGACUUGUGUGAUGAGCGAAUACCCAUGACGCAAGAAGAUGCCAACCUCGCUCUUACACGAGUCACUCUGGGUUUCUUGGUCCCCAUCUUCAUCAUGACCUUUUGUUUUCAGCAGAUCAUGCGGUCACUCCGAAAGAGCACCUCCAUCCUAACGGGGGAGCGCAGGAAAGUGGGACUGCUGUUGUCGUUCCUUCUUAUAACCUACAUAGUGGCCUUUAUGCCCUACCAGACUGUCAUGUUGCUCAGGGUCAUACUGGAGCCUGGGUCCUGCGUCUGGGCCACGAGGCUCAGAGAUCCGUACCUGGUCACAGUUGCCACGACCACCAUCAACAGUACUCUGGAUCCUAUAAUAUACUGUUUAAUCAGUGACAGCGCUCAGAAAGAGAUUAAGAAAGCUCUAGAGAAUUGUUACAGAGUUUUUGUGAGGAGGAAAGGGUCCGAGAGGUCGAAUGGAAUUCAAUUCAUUUCCUGA